Arachis stenosperma is the source of this 6576-nucleotide messenger RNA. RefSeq names its product putative disease resistance protein At4g11170. NCBI's taxonomy places the organism in Eukaryota, Viridiplantae, Streptophyta, Magnoliopsida, Fabales, Fabaceae. Gene Ontology annotation, molecular function: ADP binding. Gene Ontology annotation, biological process: endocytosis; defense response; signal transduction. The coding region runs from base 644 to 5695 and encodes 1683 amino acids. The record is from RefSeq and is a predicted model, not a curated record. The transcript has 11 exons.
UCUCAGAUGGGGCAAGCCAGCGUCGCCCUCAGUGUCACUCAUGUGUCAAUGUGUCAAUGUGUCAUACUCAUAUCUAUCAACCAUGCAAUCACAGUCAUCGCACCGGCGCUCCUUUUUCAACCCGUUGUCACUGUCGUCAGAUAGGUACCGCGAUGACCAGGCGUUGCAUCGGCGUAAAGGACAAAGUUUCUGCAAUCGGUGUUCUUGGUUGCGGUGGUGGCACAGGGAAUCUUGACGGCGGAUGAUGGAUGGUUAGGGCAACGGUCGAGCAUAACGGCAUGGUUUCUAUGGAAUGACGAAAACGAAAAAUGAAAGUGAUGGUGCAUCGAUGGUCUGGCAGGAGAAGCUACUGUCGUGCAUCAGGUGUAUGAUGUAGGUGGUCUCCACCCUCUAGGGGUAAAAGAUUAAAAAAAGACGACCCAAAAAUGCAAUUCAAUUGCAAAGUUGUUGACUUAUUUAUUGCAACACAUACCAUGAGGACUUCAAUCUAGUCUCUGUGCAUCCAGAGUACUAAAUGUGUAAAAUCAUUCAGGGCAAAGAAUCAAAGAUGGAUCUGAAAUCCUGUUAAUGAAGGACCAGAAGGACACAUUAUUGUGGUUUAGCGACAGGGAAAGAUCUACAGAGUGCACAUAUUUCAAACUCAAUGGCAUAUUCCUUUUCUGCUCAAGUUUCUCAAGUAAAAUAUGCUGUAUUGGUUUGUCUCUUGCUUGUUUCUAAGUUGGUGUGUGCAGCGGCAAAUGUAAACUCAAACGGUACUUCAUGCCGAGAUGCAUCUCUUUCUAGACAUGCUCCUCAAAAAAAGCAUGAAGUCUUUGUUAACUUCAGGGGUGAUGACAUCCGCGAUGGUUUCCUCAGCCAUUUGGUUAAGGCUUUAUCUCGUGAAAAGAUAAUCUAUUUCGUAGAUGAUCACAUUGAGACAGGAAAUGAAAUACCGGAUACCCUUCUUACCGCAAUUGAAGAGUCAUUCAUUUCAUUGGUUAUAUUCUCACCAAACUAUACUUCUUCACGUUGGUGUCUGGAUGAGCUUGUGAAAAUACUUCAGUGCAAAGAAAAAGAUAGCCACAUUGUGAUACCAGUUUUCUACAGUACUGUAAAGGUCUCUCAUGUACGCAAUCAAAGUGGAACUUUUGGUGCUCCAUUUGUUGAACAUGAAAAGAAGUAUACCUCAGUCAGGAUUCAAAGCUGGAGAAGUGCUUUAAACAAAUCUGCUGAUUUAGCUGGAUUUACACAAAAAAAAAUGACUGAAGCUGAUUUAAUUGAAAAAGUCAUCAAAUGUCUCUUAAAGAAAUUGAAUGACCGACAGCAAGUUAACUCAAAAGAACUUGUAGGAAUUGGCAAACCAAUUUCACUUUUGGAAUUAAUAUUAAGCCCAACAUUAGAGGAUGUUCGGGUCAUUGGAAUUUGGGGCAUGCCUGGUAUGGGUAAGACAACUCUUGCACUAGAAGUGUUUGAUAGAUUACGUUCCAAGUUUGAAGGUUCUUGUUUUUUGGAAAACGUAAGAGAGAACUCAGGCAGAAAAGGAGUGCAUGCAUUAAGGAAUCAACUUUUUUCCGAACUGUUAGGAAAACAAGAUUUAAAAAUUGAUGGCUCACAUGGAUUACCCCAUUUUCUUCAGAAAAGACUCUGUCACAUGAAAGUUAUUAUUGUUCUUGAUGAUGUCAAUGAUUUUCAGCAAGUAAAAGUUUUAUUUGGAAAACGAGAAUGGUUUUGCCCUGGUAGUAGAAUCAUUGUAACAUCCACAGAUAAGCAAGUACUUGCUAAAGAAGUUGAUUAUAUAUACAAACUUGAGCCGUUGCAGUUUGAUGAAGCACUUCAGCUCUUCAAUCUGAAUUUCUUCACGCAAAAACAUCUUGAAAGCGAGAGUUAUGCGCUGUUGGCGAGGGUGAUCAAGUAUGCUGAAGGCAUUCCAUUUGUUCUUGAUGUUUUGGGUUACCUUCUUCAUGAAAAAGACAGAGAAGUGUGGGAAAGCCUAUUAGAGAAACAUAAAAUAGUGCCUAUUAGAGAAGUGCAUAAUGUGAUGAGACGUAGUUACGAUGAACUUGAUCGUGAGGAGAAAAAGAUAUUCUUGUAUGUUGCGUGUUUUUUCAAUGGGUUGAAUUUGACAGUUGGUGAUAUACAAAUGUUAUUGAAAGAUCAUGUUAAUUCAGUGGCUGCUGGGUUAGAAAGGCUGCAAGAUAAAUGCCUUGUACAUAUUUCUCAAGAAAAUAUUGUAUCAAUCCAUGGCAUUGUUCAAAUAACGGCUUGGGAGAUUGUUCGGCAAGAAUAUAUUGAAGACUCAGGAAAGCAAAUUCAAUUACAGGGGCCUAACGAGAUUUGUCAAUCCCUAGAUGACAAGCUAAGUCGUGAAACAAUUGCUAACUUUAGGAAGGGAACCUGUAGUCCCCCAACAGACCUGUAUCUUCAUCCGGGGCCGGAAUAUUUGCAUAAUGGGCAAAGAUAUGAUGAUCUAACAAAUUAUACUCCUGAAUUCUCGGAGCAGCUAAGCCCUGAAACAUUUGCUAACUUUAGCAAGGGCACCUGUAGUAUCCCAACAGACCCAAAUCUUCACACUGGACCUGAAUCUUUGCAUAAUGGGAAAAGAUAUGGUGAUCUGGCAAAUUAUACUCCUGAGUUCUCGCUAGAGCAGGUACCUGAGACACUGAUUAUUCCAGAGCAAGAUGCUCCUCCUUCAUACCCAAAGACAUCACCACCAGCUCCUCAAAUAAAAUAUGAUGUUUUCAUCAGCUUUCGUGGCACAGAUAUUCGUACAGGUUUCCUUAGCCAUUUGACUAAGGCAUUAUUCCGGAAGCAAAUUGUCAGCUUCAUGGACAAUGAGCUUGAGCCAGGGGAUAAAAUUUCACAAAAGCUUCUCCAAUCAAUUGAGGCAUCGUUGAUUUCAUUGGUCAUAUUCUCUGAGCGUUAUGCUUUUUCUCGUUGGUGCUUGGAUGAGCUUGCGAAAAUAAUGGAGUGCAGAACAAAAUACGGACAGAUUGUUAUUCCUGUUUUUUAUAAAGUGCAUCCGUAUGAUGUACGACAUCAAAAGGGGACUUUAACCAAUGCAUUUCAUACAUAUGAGAAAUACAUUGGUGAGGAAAAUGUGCAACGAUGGAGAUCUGCUUCUAAGGAGUUAACUACUUUACCAGGAUUUGUUUCAUCAACGUUUAGGAAUGAUGAUGAGCUUAUUGAAAAAAUCAUCCAACACGUGAAUACUAGGUUGAAAAGAAUGCGCCAAGUUUAUUCAAGAGCACUUGUUGGAAUUGGCAAAUCAAUUGCUCGUGUAGAAUUCUUACUACGCCAAGAGCCAGAAAACGUCCGUGUGAUUGGGAUUUGGGGAAUGGGUGGUAUAGGAAAGACAACAAUUGCUGAAGAAGUUUAUAACCUACUGCGUGAUGAAUAUGAAAGUGUUGUUUUUCUAGGAAACGUAAGGGAAGAAUCCCUGAGACAUGGAAUAAUUUAUUUGAAGAGUGAACUCUUCUCCAAACUCUUAGGUGAAAAUCUUGAAAUUUACACACAAAAUGGAUUGCCUACUUAUGUUGAGAAGAGAAUUGGUCAUAUGAAGGUUCUUAUUGUUCUUGAUGAUGUUGCUGAAUCAGAGCAAUUGAAAAUUUUAGUUGGAAAUCCUCAAUGGUUUGGAUCAGGAAGUAGAAUUAUUGUAACAACUAGAGAUAGGCAAGUGCUUGCAAACUAUGCUUCUGAUAAUGCUGUGUACAAGGUGGAACCAUUGGAUUUUGAUGAAGCACUUCAGCUUUUCAAUUUGAUUGCAUUUCAACAAAAUCAAGUUGAAAAAGAGUAUAGGGUGCUAGCAGAGAGGGUGGUCAAUUAUGCAAAAGGCAUUCCACUGGUUCUAAAGACUUUGGGUCAUCUACUUCAUGGAAAAGAUAAGAGGAUAUGGGAAAGAGAAUUAGAGAGACUUGGGAAGAUAAGGAGUAAAAAGGUUUUUGAUAUGAUGAGGCUGAGUUAUGACGACUUAGAUCGCCAGGAAAAAUCCAUAUUUUUGGAUAUUGCAUGCUUUUUUGAUGGAAUAAAGUUGGAAGUGAAUUACCUAAAAACUUUAUUGAAAGAUGGUGAAUAUCAAGUACAUGCAGCAUUAAAAAGACUUGAAGAUCUAGCUUUCAUAACCAUUUCUAAAGAGGAUGUUGUAACAAUGCAAUAUAUUAUACAAGAAAUGGCUUGGGAGAUUGUUCACCAAGAAUCUAUUGAAGAACCUGGCAAGCAUAGUCGAUUAUGGAAUCCAGAUGACAUUUAUCAUGUACUGAAAUAUAAUCAGGGGACAGAGGCCAUUAGAAGCAUAAGCUUAAACUAUUCAGAAACAACCACUCAGGACAUCCAGUUAAGCCCUUGGGUAUUUUCUAAGAUGAAUAACUUGCAAUUUCUUGACUUCUAUGGAAAGCAUGACCUCAUAAGGUUACCUCAAGGGCUUCAAUCAUUGCCAACUGGAAUAAGAUAUCUUCGCUGGACUUAUUACCCUCUUAAAUCUUUACCAGAUAAAUUUUCAGCAAAAAACCUUGUUAUAUUGGAGUUACCAUAUAGUCAAGUGGAAGAACUUUGGCAUGGUGUCCAGAAUCUUGUGGCUCUGAAGGUCCUUAAGGUCCCUUAUUCCUCACAAUUGAAGGAGAUUCCAGACUUAUCAAAAGCCACAAAUCUUGAGGUAAUGGAUCUCAAAUACUGUCUACAUUUGACUGGUAUGCAUCCUUCUGUCUUCUCUCUCAACAAGCUUGAGAUAUUGGAUCUGAGUUGGUGCACUUCCCUUACCAAUCUUCAAAGCAGCACUCACAUGAUAUCUCUUCGUUAUCUGAGUCUUUCUCACUGCAAGAGAUUAAAGAAAUUCUCACUGACAUCAAAAAAUAUGAUUGAACUGGAUUUACGACACACGUCUAUCCAAGAACUUCCCUCAUCGAUUGGAUAUCAAAGUGAACUUGAGAAGCUUCAUUUAGCCAACUCUGACAUCAAGAGCUUGCCCACAAGCAUCAAGCAUCUUACAAGUUUGAAAUAUCUUGACGUAAGCAAUUGCAAGAGCCUUGAAACUCUGCCAAAACUUCCCAUCUCUGUGGAAACAUUAGAUGCAGAUAACUGCACAUCUUUAAAGACAAUGCUGUUCCCAAUCAUCAAUGAACAAAUGAAGGAGAACAAGAGAAGGGUUGUGUUCUGGAACUGUUUGAUGUUGCAUGAACAAUUUCGCAAUGCUAUUGCGUUGAAUGUUCAUAUCAAUGUCGUGAGAUUUGCAAUGCGACAUUUGUCCGUGCUAGGACAAGAUCAUGUUGAAGAUUCCAACGAUCAUGGAGCACACAAAGCCUCGUAUGUUUACCCGGGGAGCACCGUUCCGGAGUGGCUAGAGUAUCAGACAACAACAGAUAACCUUACCAUUGAUCUCUAUUCUACUCCAUAUGCCCCGAAUUCGAGCUAUGUUUUGUGCUUCGUUGUUCCUAAGGUUCCAUCAGAGGGUUUCAUGUUGUUGUUUUCCAUCAGUGACAAUGAAGGUGAGAGUGUAGAGGUGUCCUUGGAUAGAUCACCAAGUGUGAUUUCAUCAGACCAUGUGUGUUUGAUUUAUGACCAACGUUGUGCAAACUUCUUGAAAAGAAAAGUUCAAACUCGAAGAAUGUUCCAAAUCAAUGUCUCGGCUGUGUCGAUAUCUGCUGGAUUGGAGAAUGUGACUGUGCAGUUGAAAGGGUUUGGAGUCCACCUGGUAAACCCUUUGGAACAUCAGAUUUUCAGUUAAGAAAUGGAACUUUGGGUUAUGGUUACUGGAUCCUAGCUAUUGCAAAACGAAUUCCACCGAGAGGAAUUGAAUUUGGAAAUGAUAUCUUUGAUAAACAUUAUUGUUACAUAUGAUCUCGUGCUAUUGAUUUUGAUAGUGUUAAUAACUGGUGUAAAAUCUUUUCUAAACAUAGCUUUUUGGGAUGCGAGGGGUUUUGCUUUCUGGGGGUGCGGGGAUUGGGAGGUUUUUUAUGAUGAACAAUAAGUGCAAAAGGCAAAGGGUGGAUUUUGUGGGGGUGAUGGAGACAAAAAAGAAAAAAAAAAAAGGAUGUUAUGUCUACAGAUAUAGCAACAAGAUUUAGGGAGGAAGUGAUAUGCAUUCGGUGGCUAUUGAAUCUGUGAACCACACAGGAGGAAUCUUGUGAAUAUGGCACAAUGAUUUUAUGGAGUGUUCGGGUCAUUAAAGGGAUGAAAUGGGUGGCAAUGAUAGGAAGAUUGAAGGAGUUCAAAUUUGUUUGUGCUUUUUGUACUGUUUAUGGUCCACCUUUGGCGAAAGAAAAGAUGAUUUUUGGGAGGAUCUAUCAGCAUUGAAGGAAGAAUGUUGGAUCAGGACAUGGCUGUUGGUUAGUAAUUAUUUUACGGAAGGUGCUGAAGGGAAGGAAUUACCUAGCCAUUUAUCAAUGAGGUUUCUUUAGGCGUAUCAAAUGCUCGUUAUUGUAGUGGUAUAUUAAACACCCGUUCAAUCUUGAUAAAAUAGUAGAUAGAUAAAUCUCCUACAUAGUGUGAGCAAGACUAGCCACAAGUACAAAUGUAUGACCAGAUUAGAAUCCAUAUUUGCAAUCUCUCUAGUUGUAUCUCUCAAUUAAUUGUUUUAAAAAAAAUUAUUUCUGGUAGUUUUUUUAA